Condylostylus longicornis is the source of this 724-nucleotide messenger RNA. RefSeq names its product NADH dehydrogenase [ubiquinone] iron-sulfur protein 4, mitochondrial (gene ND-18). Gene Ontology annotation, biological process: electron transport chain. The record is from RefSeq and is a predicted model, not a curated record. NCBI's taxonomy places the organism in Eukaryota, Metazoa, Arthropoda, Insecta, Diptera, Dolichopodidae. The transcript has 3 exons. Bases 115 to 669 code for a protein of 184 amino acids.
CAGUCAUACUUAAAUGACAGCUUAUUCUAAAAGUUGUCUAUGAUUUAUGACAAAUAGUUAUUUAAGUUUUUAUUUUUUUUUGGAAAAAUAAAAAUUUUGUUAUACAAUAACAUAAUGUCCACAAUACUUCGUUUCCUACCAAAGGCUCAAUGCUCUGUUUGGUCCAGAACAAUAUUGACUUCAUCACAAAUUAGACAUAAGUCGGAUGUUGUAAAUGAGGCUCCAACAAUCGAUUCGUCUGUUGUAUUGUCACGUCCUGAAGAAUUAGAGCAGAAAAAUAAACUUGCAGGAACAAUAACAGUUCCCAAAAAAGUAGAUAUAAGCCCAAUAACUGGUGUACCAGAAGAGCAUGUCAAAACUCGACGUGUCAGGAUAUCAAUGCCUCCAAAAAAUGCAAUGCAAAGUGGUACUCAUAAUAUUCAAUGUUGGAAAAUCGAAUUUGAUAACCGAGAACGUUGGGAAAACCCCUUAAUGGGAUGGGCAUCUUCGGGAGACCCUUUAUCAAAUAUGGAAGUGCGCUUUAAUUCUGCUGACGAAGCUGCAGAAUAUUGUGAAAAGAACGGUUGGAGAUGGUACAUUGAAGGCGACGAAAAACCAAAAAAGGAACGUGUAAAAAAUUAUGGCGUUAACUUUGCAUGGAAUAGACGUACACGUGUUUCUACCAAAUAGUUGUACAAAGCGGUAUAAUAAAUAUUAAAAAGUUAUAAAAUUAGUUAUAAAAGUU